CCAUCGUCCUUUGCUUGUCCGACCGAACGCACCUCUUCGACCGUCGACAAUCCCGCGCCCUCCGUCUUGACCGCGCAUCACCGUCAAGAUGAAGCUCAACAUUUCCUACCCGGCCAAUGGGUCCCAGAAGAUCGUCGAAAUCGACGAUGACCGCAAGCUUCGUCCUUUCAUGGAGAAGCGCAUGGGCGCCGAAGUCCCCGGCGACUCUCUCGGCGAUGAAUUCAAGGGUUACCUGUUCAAGAUAACUGGUGGUAACGACAAGCAAGGUUUCCCCAUGAAGCAGGGUGUUCUCCUCCCCACCCGUACUCGCCUCCUUCUCGCCGAUGGCCACAGCUGCUACCGUCCCCGCCGUACCGGUGAGCGCAAGCGCAAGAGUGUCCGCGGUGCCAUUACCGGUCAGGACCUUGCUGUCUUGGCUCUCAGCAUCGUCAAGCAGGGUGAGGGCGAGCUCCCCGGCCUGACCGACACCAUCGUUCCCAAGAGACUCGGACCCAAGCGUGCCACUAAGAUCCGCCGCUUCUUCGGUCUCGACAAGAAGGAUGACGUCCGCAAGUUCGUUAUCCGCCGCACCGUCACCGCCAAGGAGGGCAAGAAGGACUACACCAAGGCCCCCAAGAUCCAGCGUCUGGUGACCCCCCAGCGUCUCCAGCGCAAGCGUCACAGGAUUGCGCUCAAGCGCCGCCGCGCUGAGACUGCCCGCGAGGCUGCGUAAUAACGACUACGCCAAGCUCCUCGCCACCCGUGUCCACGAAGAGAAGGCCAAGAAGGAUGAGCUCCGCAAGCGGAGGGCUUCCUCCAUGAGGAAGUAGAGGGUGUUUUGGUUGUUUUUCUUUCUCUGAGGGGUUUCUAAUGGUCGGGUUACGUACGUCUCUCUGUUAUGGCUAGGGAAAGGAAAGGCAAAAAAGAAACAGAAUCUCAAGACACGACGGUCAUCAUCUUCCUCUACCUCACCCUUUUUUUUGUAAGAAAAGAAAAUAGGACAGCACGCGGAGCCUCUUCAUUGGGAGUGAAGAGAGAGUCUUCAGUUUGCUGAGAGCCUCGAAGGCUGGGGGCAGCA
Molecule: messenger RNA, 1057 nt
Organism: Aspergillus calidoustus
Lineage: Eukaryota; Fungi; Ascomycota; Eurotiomycetes; Eurotiales; Aspergillaceae
Source: the annotation of a GenBank genome assembly